Messenger RNA from Laetiporus sulphureus 93-53, 5649 nucleotides. RefSeq lists its product as uncharacterized. Gene Ontology annotation, cellular component: ubiquitin ligase complex; cytoplasm. NCBI's taxonomy places the organism in Eukaryota, Fungi, Basidiomycota, Agaricomycetes, Polyporales, Laetiporaceae. The coding region runs from base 176 to 5635 and encodes 1819 amino acids. Gene Ontology annotation, biological process: protein ubiquitination; ubiquitin-dependent protein catabolic process via the N-end rule pathway. The transcript is spliced from 6 exons. The record is from RefSeq and is a predicted model, not a curated record. Gene Ontology annotation, molecular function: zinc ion binding; ubiquitin protein ligase activity.
CAGACCGCCACCGUUGGCUAGCCAUUCGACCUCCUCAUUGCAUUCACGAGGAUCUCCUCUUUCUGGUUCGAUACGACGGUCUCGGUGUAUUUUCGUUUGGCUGGCCGUUUUCAAGCCUGAUUACGCAAGUGAGUUUCCGUGCACCUGAUGUACACGCGCACAAGCAAGGCCUGCCAUGACUAGUCUGUCAUCCAUCUCAUCCAGAUUGCUCGCAGCCAUGCAUCCUCGCGACAGAAGUACCGACCCGCUCUCGCGUCUGCGUUUCGCUCUGGAGACGAUGCCAGGCUCGCGCAAAUACGUGUUCACACCUGCAACACGCGCUGAGAUCCUAUCCGAGCUGUAUGAUGCAUUUUGGGGACCAUAUGCGCAUUUGUUUCUACCCAACUCCAACUCCAGUCUGCCCUUGCAUGCUAUGUUAAGCGAAGUACAGAACUCUGCAACGUCGCAGAAAGAUCCUCCGGUAAUCCCAGGCCGGCCGUGUGGCCACAUCUUCAAAAGGGGCGAGGCAUGUUUCCGCUGCAAAGAUUGCGCGCUAGAUGAUAGCUGUGUGCUGUGCUCGCGAUGCUUUGAGGCGACCGACCAUUCUGACCACAAUGUCAGUUUCUUCAUCGCUCAACAGUCUGGAGGCUGUUGCGACUGCGGCGACGUCGAAGCCUGGAGAUCUACCAUACAAUGCCCGUACCAUCCCCCGAAGCCUGAGAUCUCUGACUAUUUAAGCGCAUUCGCUCUCAAGACAUUGCAGUCGACUCCUAGAGCAAGUGCACGAGUAAUGCUGGGCCAAGAUGUUCCACCAGUCAGAGACUAUCCGUACAGGGUCUCCGUGCCUAUGGAGCUGCGAGACACGAUGUCGAGGACCGUCGCUUAUGCACUUGACUUCAUUCUGGACACUCUCGAUUUCUCGCCAGACGAGACAAGUCCUCCCACAACCGACGACGACCUGCACGCACAACUCUCUGGAGACCCCAUGAUGAGGGAGCAGUAUAGUGUUGUCAUAUGGAAUGACGAUAAACACUCGUUCGACGAGUUGAUAAAGCUGCUAUGCGAUGUCACCAAUCGCUCUAAGGAGGAGGCCACCGAGGCGAUCGAUCGACUAGACGACAACGGCCGCGAAGUGGUAGAAAUGAAUGGUAACACUGUGCGUCUUCUGGAACUUGCACAGACGUUGUCGCAGAUAGAUCUCGGCGUGACCGUACGCAGAGCUUACGACACUUUCCGCGAGCAGGUGGCAGAGGUCAUCAUCGAGUGGCUGCUAGAUCUCACACGUAGCCGGCUGGGGACUGACACUUUGAUCCUGCGCGAAGUCAUCGCGGCGGAGCUGUUGUCUCCGAGGAAGAACUACUCCCUUCUGCCUACACACGACACCGCAAAGGUUUUGGCCGAUAUCCAGGAUCCGUCACGCAUGCAUUGGCUCUUUCUCUAUCAUGUCAGAUUGUGGAAGAAGCCGCGCCUCAAUCUGAAGGAGAUCUAUGCCUCGUUGAUCACAUUGAGCCAUGAGCACAAACUCGCAAUUGCCUCACACUUUGCAAGUGUGUAUCACAAGAUAAUCGACCUGUACCUCCUCGUGGACCGUGAAGCCGAGACAUCUAUCAAAUACUUUGCGCUACAAUUAUUCACCGUCCCUUCUGUGGCGCUAUACAUCGUCCGGCAGCAUAACAUCAUUUCCCGUCUCCUUUCUAUCAUUACUGCCUUCUUCACAAACCAGAUCCAAGGCAAACGGAUCGUCUAUCCUCCCGAUCCAAAUGUCGACAUCGAAGUGGAUGCGUACCCAUUCAAGUCCAAGCGGUUCAUGCCCGUUUUCAGCGAUCUUCGGUAUCUCUGCCACAACGAGUCCGUCCAGCAGCUCAUCGCGCACAACCGGGAGUACAUCACGCACUUCUCGAAGACGUGUCAGAUUUUCAUGUGCGUGAACCCCAACAAGCGUGCGGCCACCAGCCACGUCGAAUACGAAGCAGAUGCUUGGAUCAGCGUGUUUAAUGUCACCCUCUCACUAUCGCGAGUCAUCAAGGUGUACGGAGAGGCGUUCUCUCGGGCGACUGCUGCCGAGCUUGUGGCUGCGAUUACAACCGUCAUGCACCAUAUUCUGAUGGCGUCUGCGGUGGCGGACGGUCAGCGGGACACCACGCGCUUCCCGCCUGUCCUCUUCCAUGAUGUGAACUUCGCGAACAGGACAUACCAAGUGGUCAAGUUCGACGUCAUGGAUGGAUGGGUGAGCUUCCACCACUCGCUGCAGUGGUUGCUUGCCGAGUUAUUAAAGCACGUCGAUAUCUUGAGCGAGGGGUCUUUACGAGAGAUUGGGAUGAGCAGCUUGAGAGACGUGUGCAUGCGAAAUGUCAGUGAACAGGCGAUCCUGACAAUCGUUGACUACCCUUUGCGAGUCCUAGCUAUGAUCGCGCAAAUCAGGACGGGUCUCUGGGUUCGCAACGGAUUUGCGAUCAGAGGCCAGCUCAUGCAUUAUCGCGACUUUAUGCUACGGGAGCUAUGCUACGAUCUCGACCUGUUCUUGCUCCAAACUGCGUUGGUCAUCUUGGACCCAAACACGGUUCUCAUCAGCAUGCUUGACCGCUUCCAAUUAACAGAGUACUUCCAAGGUGCUACUCUGCAUCUGGUGUACGAAAGCGCGCAACUGCCUAGCAUGGUGGAGGAGCUGCUGUAUGUCAUCAUCACAAUUUUGACAGAGACCGCCAAUGCCACGAAGCUGUCGAUGCCUCUGGCAAUCCGAAGGGAGAUCGUACACGCACUUGCGGUUGGGCCGUGCACGUUCACGGAUGUGACGAAACGCGUAGCAGAGCGGUUGGUGGACGACGCUGCCUUCGAACGGGUGCUCAAAGAAGUGGCGAACUUCAAGCCGCCGGAGUCGACUGCGGACUCGGGGGUGUACGAACUCAAGGACGAAGCGUAUGAGGAGGUGAACCCAUUCUUCUACCACUACACGCGGAAUAAGCGUGAGGACGUGGAGACUGUGUUGCGCAAUCGUCUGAAGAAGAAGACAGGCGUGGAGGAUCCCGUAAUCGUUCCCAAGCCGAUGAACAUCACGGAAGGCCCCUUCACCACUGUCUCGUCUGCGUUCGAGUCUGAGGUUCUCUUGCAAAUCAUGUUCUAUGGUAUCUACAACAUUCUCGUCAUCACUGACGCUGAAGGCGCCGCUCCUCCCUCUUCCGAGGCGGUCCUCGACCAGCUCGUGCACUUGGUGAUGCUCGCCAUCACAGAGCGGCCAUCGGCAUUCAGUGGUUUUACAGUGGGUAAGCACUUCGAAGAAGAUAAGAACCUUCUCGAUAUCCUCUGCGUGCUGGAGCAUCACGAUAAGUACAAGCCGUACAAGGCCCGCGUAGGCUGGACCUUGGACCAAAUUGCUCUCCACGAACGAGAUGAGGUCAUGAAGCGAAGGCAGAUCCCUGAGGUCGCAAUGGAUGCUGUUGACCCAGCAGAAGCCAAGAAACGCGCUGCGAAGGCUCGACAAGAGGCUAUCAUGAGGCAAAUGAAGGCUCAGCAAGCCAGCUUCGCAACCAAUUUCGAAGAUAUCGACGACGAUGAGGAUGAAGAUAUGGAUGGCAUGCCGGAAGCACCAAUUUCCUAUGGCACUUGCAUUGUCUGCCAAGAAGAAUUGAAUCAUGCGAAGCCGUUCGGCUCUCUUGGCUUCCUACAACCUAGUAGACUCCUCCGCCGACAGCCUGAUGGUCAGCAUGCCUACAUAAAUGAAGCCCUGCUUGCCGACGAUUCACUUGACCGGGCAGAAGAACAUGCAGUCCACACGAGUUUCCCUCCUUCCGUCAGCCUUUCCACAGAUUACAAAGCCCGAAGCACUCACAGCUUCGAGGGGUUUCCCGCUCAGUAUACUCGAUUCGGCCUUCAUGCGUCGAUUUGCAGCCAUAUGAUGCACCUAGACUGUUUUACUGUUUACAGUGGCUCAAUCAGACAACGUCAUCGGGCGCAGGCGACCAGAAACCACCCUGAAAGUAUACCCCGGAAAGAGUAUAUCUGCCCUUUGUGCAAAAGUUUGGGAAACGUCAUCCUUCCGGUAGCGACUGACUCGACAAGCACCGAAUUGAAUGGCCUUCCAUUCACGGAGUGGACGCGCGCAGCCGGCAUCAGUAUCCUCAAGUCAAAGGCUGAUCCAGUGCUCGAGUCGCUGCAGUUCCGCAGUGGCUCAGGAGAAUUCGUGUUCUGGGCCGCGCAAGACACCAUGUAUCAGACAUUUGUUCGCAUUCCAGAUUCUCCGGAUAACAUAGAAGUGCAUAAGAUGGUCGACACAGUCAUGAUAGUGUCGAAGAACAUCUCGCAGCAGAGUCGUCACCUGCGAGACCAUCCAGAACCAGAACCCGGCGAGCGCGGCGCAGGGAUGUAUCUACCGGAAGAGUUGGUUGGCUAUACAAUUGCGUCAUUGGAAGUAGCGCAGCGAGGCAUGGGUUCUCCAGGGCGCAUCGUUGCUGAUUCGUUAGCAGAUUCCCACUAUCGUAUGAUCCGUGGGCUGGUAACAUGUCUCACCAAACUCGUCACUCUCAGCUUCAAGCACAGGCCAGAUCAAGGAAGGGAUGCAAUGCGCCAUGCCAUUAUCAAACGGUUGUUACCAGAGUGGAGUCGUGGAUCCCUCACCUCGUUUACGUACCCCCUACUUCUCCGCGAUCCGCUCACAAUUCUCGUUGAAACUGCCGCAGUAGCACCCGAUAUGUUGCGGCAAGUGCUCAUCCUCACCUACUAUGCGUGUCUUGCACGGACGGUCAUCGGCCUGGUAUACAUCCUAAACAAGACUCGAAGCCAUCAUGUGACUAGCGUUGCACAACGCCAGUACGAGCAUCUCUUCGGUGAUGUUCGUAUGUUCUUCAUAUCUGUUGUCCGACACUCGCCAGUAUUCGAGCAAGCUGGCGAGAUGGUGUUCCAUUCCUUCGGCGAAGCUCGCGUCGAGAAGUUGUUGUAUAUGUUCACGCUGCCCUUCUUACGACGUGCCGCCAUUCUAUGCCGUGCCAUGCUUCCAUCCGCAUUCCCCACACCUCCAGCAAGUGACGAUGUCUGCGAAUAUCGACGGUUGCUGACGAUGCUUGAUAUACCCCCGCUGUCCGAUCUUCCUAAUCAGGAUACACUGCAGACCGCCCUAUCGGUGUGGUGCCAGCAUUAUGGCACUUCUCAUGCAGCUUCUCAGUUGAAUUGCGGAGUCAUUCUGGAAUAUCCUUGCACAUACCAUUUGGCACGGCUGCCGUUGGUUCUGGAUCAUCUGUAUCUCGACCAGGAGAAGAUCAUGACGUGCGCUCGCUGCAAGACUGUCCCCCUCGAUGCUGCGAUCUGCCUAAUCUGCGGGACAACAUGUUGUAUGCAAAGCCAUUGCUGCAUGGAUGUCGAGAACGGCUACCGUGGGGAAUGUAACAUGCAUACGCGAGAGUGCGCUGGGCCUGUCGGCAUUUACUUCCUUGCGAAGCGAUGCUGUGUCCUGUAUCUGUAUGCCAAUAAUGGGACAUUCGGACAAUCGCCCUACCUCGAUAGCCAUGGCGAGGUUGAUAUCUCUAUGAGGCGCGGGCGUAGGCAAUUCCUGCAUCAUGCGAGAUGGGAGGAAGUGCGUAGAGUGUGGCUGAAUCACGGCGUGCCCACGUUGAUCGCGAGGAAGCUGGAGGGUACGGUAGACAGCGGAGGGUGGGAGACGUUGUGAUACUCAUCUUACAU